Molecule: messenger RNA, 713 nt
Organism: Phalaenopsis equestris
Lineage: Eukaryota; Viridiplantae; Streptophyta; Magnoliopsida; Asparagales; Orchidaceae
Product: protein MARD1-like
Exons: 1
Coding region: 2-682 (226 amino acids)
Source: RefSeq, a predicted model, not a curated record
UAUGAGUCUAAAGGUUCCUAUGAUGAUGAAGAGAUCAACCGCUAUUAACAGCAAACAAGCUCUGAUGUCUGAUCACAGUUCACGUUCCUCUCAUUUUCCAUCACCUGUGCUAUUUAUGAGCUUCUCUGAUGCUGAAACUUCUAAAAUGGAGCAAACUUCUGAAAUGAGCCCAACCUCUAUUUUAGAAGUAAAAUCCUUCUCUGCAACUAAGCAUCAUUCAUGGGAUCUUAGCAACUCGAAAACCGUUGGCCUCAGAAUUCUCGAUGAUCUCAUUGAUGAUAAAAUUGUUAGGAAACCUGUAAUUGAGUUUGGUGUCAAGAACAGGAGUUCACAGUUAGCUAUGGCGUCAUUACUUUCUCCUUCAAGAUCUUCGCCGGAGCCGCCGCCACCAAUCUUAUGUCUUUCGGCGACUGAGAUGGAGAAAUCUGAGGAUUAUACUCGUGUGAUUUCUCAUGGACCAAAUCCGAGGACAACUCAUAUUUUUGAUACUUGGAUCAUGGAGAACUGUGGGAAUGGCUUCAAUUCUCUGAGGAAGGAGAUCAGGAUCUCCAUGGAUGGAGCAAGUGGGGAUUCUUCUAAUGAUUUCUUGGCUUUUUGUAAUGCUUGCAAGAAGAAUCUUGGGGAAGGAGAUGAUAUUUUCAUGUUCAGGUUUGCCUCCAUCUUAUUCAUUUUCUUUUUUUAAAUUUGUAAAGCGUUAAAAUCAUGAAUAUGAG